This is a messenger RNA of Galleria mellonella (greater wax moth), 3388 nucleotides long. It is a transcript of the gene TBC1D5, whose product is annotated as TBC1 domain family member 5. Lineage: Eukaryota; Metazoa; Arthropoda; Insecta; Lepidoptera; Pyralidae. The transcript has 13 exons. The coding region runs from base 225 to 1916 and encodes 563 amino acids. Gene Ontology annotation, biological process: activation of GTPase activity. The record is from RefSeq and is a predicted model, not a curated record. Gene Ontology annotation, molecular function: GTPase activator activity.
UUUGAUUAGUUUUUGACUGACUUUGUGUUGUGUUUGUCUUCAUGUGUUGUGAUCAUCUGUUUUAAUUUUGUGAUUUGUGAUAAGGUUUAUCUUCUGUUUAUUUUGUAUUAUCGAACAAUACAGAAAAACUAAAAUUUGUCUGUAAUCUAAUAAAGUCAAAGUAAUUAAUAGUUUUAUCACAAAUCGUUUAAUUGAAAGCAUUACUAUAAUGCAUAUCUUCUAAUAUGGAAAACAAUAAUAUCCUUCUUUGCCUGCGCUCACCAACAAAAGACCGAAUUGAAAUUACAGAAUAUGAUUUAAAACUACCAGCAUGGAGUUUGGAAUCCUUAAAAUCAGCUGCAAUUGAACUGAGGUUAGGCAGACCCCGCAGCCUGGCAUGGGCUAUUAUGCUCAAUGCUCUGCCCCCACCGUCAGGAGAUAUCAUAUCUAGUUUAGAAACUCAUAGAAAUUUUUACAAUGAUCUAAAAUGUAAAUUGUCUAUGGAUCCUAGAGCAGUGAUUGGUGAUGAUCCACUGUCACAAAAUGAUGAGAGCGCAUGGAAACAACACUUCUGUGAUAUUGAGCUCAAAGCACUUAUAUUGCAAGAUGUUGUACGAACAUUCCCCGACGAGGUCUACUUUCGUGAAAAGGAAGUCCAAGAUUUAAUGGUGGACGUGUUAUUCUUUUGGGCGCGUUCCCAUUCUCAUGUGGGCUACCGACAAGGAAUGCAUGAAAUACUCGCCCCUCUUCUGUUCGAACUGCAUUUAGAUAGAAAAUUUGCACCCGUUAAUUUAAGUGAAACAUUAAAAUAUUAUUUAGACGUAAAUUAUUUGGAACAUCAUAGCUACAUGCUCUUUAAUGCUGUUAUGAAGGGUAUGGAGAAGUUUUAUACCACAGGAGACGUCGUGCCCUCUGCUUCUGGACGGCUACCUACCUGCAAAGUAGUUCACAAUCCCAAUGAAGUAGUCCGAUAUUUAGAGAAGGUAAAGGAUGAAUACUUAGUGUCCUGUGAUUCCCAAUUAGCAACGCGACUCGUUGAACACAAUAUAUCUCUGGAGCUUUUUGGAAUUCGAUGGUUGCGCUUACUAUUCGGCCGUGAGUUCCCGCGUGCAGAGAUACCGCACCUUUGGGGGUUCCUGUUCGCUGAUGGUCCGAUGCUGCCUCAUUUACAUUAUUUUGUCGUCGCUAUGCUUGUGUCACUCCGAGACACAUUGCUGUCCGUGGAAGCGGGGUUCGCGCUGUCGGUGCUGAUGCGGCCGAGCCCGCUGCCGGCCGCGCACGUGAUGGCGCUGGCGCUGAGCCUGCGGCGGCCGCGCCACUACCUGCGGCCGCUGCCGAUGCGGCCGCUGGCGCCGUCCCCGGACCCCGUGCCCGCGUCGCAUCGCCGGCGACGCUCCUCCUACAGCGACAGCGACACCUCCCCGUGGUGCGUGGUGCCGGCGGCGGCGGAGCAGCGCAGCGGCGCGCUGCCGGUGGCGGAGGCGGCGGAGGCGGCGGAGGCGGCGGGCGCGGUGGCGGAGGGCGUGGCCGAGGGCGCCGACGUGGCGCGCGAGCUGGCCGCGCUGGCGCUGCUGCGCGCGCGCCUGCCGCCCGCCGCCGCCGCGCUGCACGCCGCGCUGCCGCGCGUGCCGCCGCGUGCCGCCGCGCCGCUGCACCAGAUCCUGCAGCUGGCAGCUCUUCUCCAGUGCCGCAACCACGCCCUCGUGGACGUGGAGACGGCGCUGGAAGCCGCGGAGGGCGACGCUUCCGAAAAGGUCGGCCGGCAAGAAAUCGUUCCGAUCGCGGUGGUCCCGAAGCGCAGCCCCAUGAAGGCGCCCACCGACACUAAACAACCGAGCGGAGCGAAGGAGGUGCAACUUAAAGUGUUCCACCAAACCGAGUGCAAGACUACUAGUGAUUUCCCGUUCCUAGAUCCGCUCAGAACGAGGACAGAUUGAUUAAGACGCAAAUUGUUACUCUAUAGCUACUAUCAUUAAAAGCUACUUUAGUUUUUUUUUAAUAUGAACUGUUUAUGUGAUGUUGCUGUAGUUAUUGUAUUAUAAAUAACAUUAUAGUAUAUUUGAAAUGGACAAAUGAAUUGUAUUGCUCACAAAUAAUAUAAGAAAUUUAACUUAAGAAGUGAAAAUUAAAUUUAGAAUUAAAAUUUCAACCGAAAAGGUUUAAAACUUAUUGCAAACUUAUCAUUAUCAUUAAAUUCCAUGUUUAUAUUCCAAUGAUGAAGCAAAUGUAGCUCAACUCUAUUUCUGUUAAGUAGUACAUUAAUUAAUUGAAAACUUUCAAAAAGCAUAAUAAGAAUAUUAAAACAAUGAAAAUUUUCCAUUUAAAAAGUAACAGAAACUAUGCAGCGCUUUGAAAACGGCCAUCUCUUACGAUAGCUAGCACCAAUUUAAUAUAAUAAUUCAAAAUUUAUUUUUAUAUUUGUACCAUAUAUUUGAAAAACUUUUUCCGAUCCAUUAAUACCAUUACAGGCUAAAGAAUAAUGACAUGCGAUAGUUUUCAAAACUAUUUAGCUUCUAUUUAUUAUAUAUUAGCUGACCCAGCAGACCUUGUUUUGCUACUACUAUUUCCCAAGUCAAUUUUUUCUUACUAAAGUGAAGAGCAUCAUUAAUCACUAAUCAAACAAAACACAUUUUUUUUUAUGAUUUUUGACACAAGCGUCGUACACGAACUUCGUAAUACGGUAUAUUUCUAUCUUAGAUUUCUAUAUUAAGAUGUGCUCUAUUUAAAUUCAAAAGAAGGCAGUGAUUGGUUGAAGCUAUAUAGGUACUUACGAUGUAGAAAAAUCUUCAAUUGUUUAUAAGAAACUUUCCCGCGGAGUGAUAGACAAAAAAAUGAAGUAACUACUAAUCCUUCACGAACUUGUUACCUCACUGACAGCCAGAGCCCGAUCUAGGGGUAUUCGCCCGGCAAUGAUUCGAAACGACAAAAUGUGUAAAAUCGUUUUACCGACUUUUACCAUUACUGCAUUAGAAUAGUCUAUAUUAUCUGGCAUGUUCAUCCGUUAAAAAAGUUUAGAUAUUUUUGCACGAAAUGGUAUUAUAGCUAAAUCGGGCUAUAAUAAUUAGGUACACUUCUAGCAAUAUUUUACAUAAUAUAAUAUUUUGUGUAUACUUGGAAUUAUAUUUUUGUAUGUAUUAAAUUCACUGUUAUAUUUAUAAAUUUUGCAUUACUUUGUAAAAGUGGGAAAUUAAUACUAUUAUACUACUAACUUUGUUUACAUUACCUUGCCAUAAAAAGUAUUUAAUUUUUUAAUAAUAUUAGUUAAAUACUUUUUGUACUAAAUAAUUAAUUUUUUUUUUGUAUACUUAUUCAUGUGAUUUUCAUUUGUAAGACCAAAGAACACAAAAUAGAAUUUAAAAAUAAACCUUCAGAAUUUAUAAAUAUUAAAAUAAAAAUGCUUUCGAUUAUC